GGAGCCGGGGCCGGCCGUGCUCGGCGGCGGAAGGGUUAAACCGGGGAAGCUCCGCAGCAGCUCCGGGGCGGCCCCCGGCCCCCCCUUGCCCGUGGCCCGGCCAUGCCCGCCCGGCUCCCGCCGCUGCCAAGUCGCGCUGCGCUUUCUCCGGGGCCGGGCGGCGGCGGCCGGCCCUGAGCGCUCGGCUCCCGGCGGCUCCCAGGCCCGGGCCCGGCCCGGCGCUGCCCUCAGCGAGUUCCUUUCUGCUCUUAGACAAGCCCAGAGUGCUGCCUGACAGGAGCCAGAGAUGACCAAGGAAGAAGAUCUACCAGACUGGAACUCAUCCAAGGAGUUUUAUGAAAAAUAUGAGCCAAAGGAGGUUUUGGGCAGGGGGGUGAGCAGCGUGGUCCGGCGGUGCAUCCACAAAACCACGAGGCAGGAAUAUGCUGUGAAGAUCAUCGACAUCACGGCGGGGAACAUCUCCCCCAAGGAGGUGCAGGAGCUGCGCGAAGCCACCACCAAGGAGAUCGACAUCCUCCGCAAGGUCUCGGGCCACCCCAACGUCAUCCAGCUGAAGGACAGCUAUGAAUCCAGCACCUUCUUCUUCUUGGUGUUUGACCUGAUGAAGAGAGGGGAGCUCUUUGACUACCUCACUGAGAAAGUCACCUUGAGUGAGAAAGAAACCAGGAAGAUCAUGCGAGCGCUGCUGGAAGUGAUCCAGUACCUGCACUCCAUCAACAUCGUCCACCGGGACCUGAAGCCGGAGAACAUCCUGCUGGAUGAUGACAUGAACAUCAAGCUGACAGAUUUUGGCUUCUCCUGCCAGCUGAAUGAGAAUGAGAAGCUCAAAGAGAUCUGUGGCACUCCUGGCUACCUGGCCCCUGAGAUCCUGCAGUGCUCCAUGGAUGAUGAGCACCAAGGCUACGGGAAGGAGGUGGAUAUGUGGAGCACGGGGGUGAUCAUGUACACCCUGCUGGCCGGCUCGCCGCCCUUCUGGCACCGCAAGCAGAUGCUGAUGCUGCGCAUGAUCAUGAACGGCGAUUACCACUUCGGCUCCCCGGAGUGGGAUGACCGCUCCGACACCGUCAAGGACCUGAUCUCGCGGUUCCUGGUGGUGGACCCGCGGCAGCGGUACACGGCGGGCGAGGCGCUGGCACACCCCUUCUUCCAGCAGUACGACGUGGAGGAGGUCCGGCACUUCAGCCCCUUCCGCAAAUUCAAGGUGAUCUGCCUGACCGUGCUGGCCUCGGUGAGGAUUUACUACCAGUACAGGCAGGUGAAGUCAGUGACCAGGGAGUUGGUGGUCAGGGACCCCUACGCCCUCAAGCCCGUCCGCAAGCUCAUCGAUGCCUGUGCCUUCCGCACCUACCGCCACUGGGUGAAGAAGGGGGAGGCCCAGAACAGAGCUGCCCUCUUUGAGAACACCUGCAAGGCCAUCCUGCUCACCCUGGCCACCGAGGAGGGGCUCUUCUAAUCCCUGCCCCAGCCCCUGGUUUGGCUCACAGUGAGGCGAGUAAAAUCUUGGAAAACAAAAUGGUGAUUUCUGGGGUUUUAAAAUUUUCUUUCACUUGGCUCAGGACUGGUGCAAAUACAAACCCAGGAAAUAAUUUGCUCUUGGGGUGUGUCUCACUGGAGGAAUGGGUUUGGAAAAGCCACCUUUAACAGAGCCAGAACCAGCUGCAGCUCCCCAUGGGGAAGGCUCAGCCCUCAGGCACCUGCAGUGCCUGUUUUGGGACAGCUGGAGGUGGAUGAGGGAUCUCUGAGCAGUGUUCUUGCCCACCCUUGUGGUCAAGGCUCCUGGUCAGGUUUGGUGCAGAGCUCAGAGAGUUUGUGCUUGUUACAUCUCCUGGGAGAGGUAGGGCACUGGUUUGUCACACACAUCUGUCACACACAUCAUUUUGUCACUGCUCAAAUGCCAGUCAAGGUGCCUUGUUUUGCUUCUGGGAAGGCCCAGCACUGCUCCAAAGCUGUGAUUUCCCAAGGGAAUGGGGACUGAUUAUGUGCCCCCAUCACUUCCCCCCUGGCAGCCCCACCCUGAUGGGCACAGGGGGCUCUGGGUGUGCCCUCACUGGGGCUGGAGGUCAGAGCAGCUCUGGCCCAGUCCCACACAUGCAUCCCUCUGCUUUACAUGGACAACAACAGGAGAGCCAGAGCAUCUCCCACACCAAAAGGACACUAAAGACAAACCCCCCUUCCUGCCUUCCCAAUCACUAAUCCCACCCAGACAUGCCAGCACUGAAAAGGCUGAAAUUAUUUUUAAUUUUAGAAACAAUUGGGGUUUAAUGGAAGUGACAGCUGGGGGUUACUGUUCAUCUCCACAGGAGAAAAUGCCUCAGGUGUUCCCAGGGAGCCCUCAGAGCUCAGAUUUGCUCUGGCUUUUCCAGGCUGGCACGGGUGGGACGUUGGCAGCGCAGCGGAAGCUGAGGUUGUCAGAGGCAGAGUCUGGUGUGUUCCCCAUCCUCACAGGGCAAGAGAGACCCAAAAUUAGGGAUCCUGCCUUGUUACACAUAUCCCUGAUAUGUUACAACACUUACAACCCUAAUGUGAUCUGCUAGAACAGCCUAGAAACAUCUUCCAAUUCCCCUGAGUAACUUAGGGAAAAACAUUUCAUUAUUAAUACCUGCUGGAAAACAUGAUUUGAGAAGCAUUUAGGAAUGGAUUUAUAGCAGGGGUAGUUUUAGCCAUAUUUCUAGUGUGCUCUGCCAAAUGCUUCUCAAAAAAUCAUGUAGGAAUAAAAAAAAAACAUCUUUUAAAAUAAAACCAACCCAGAGAAAAUCCUUGUGCAGC
Camarhynchus parvulus is the source of this 2766-nucleotide messenger RNA. RefSeq names its product phosphorylase kinase catalytic subunit gamma 1 (gene PHKG1). Gene Ontology annotation, molecular function: ATP binding; calmodulin binding; phosphorylase kinase activity. The record is from RefSeq and is a predicted model, not a curated record. Lineage: Eukaryota; Metazoa; Chordata; Aves; Passeriformes; Thraupidae. Gene Ontology annotation, cellular component: phosphorylase kinase complex. The transcript is spliced from 10 exons. Bases 287 to 1453 code for a protein of 388 amino acids. Gene Ontology annotation, biological process: protein phosphorylation; glycogen biosynthetic process.